Messenger RNA from Coccidioides posadasii C735 delta SOWgp, 798 nucleotides. Lineage: Eukaryota; Fungi; Ascomycota; Eurotiomycetes; Onygenales; Onygenaceae. The record is from RefSeq and is a predicted model, not a curated record.
AUGGCAGCAUUCGACAAAUGCAAGACGCGCCCCGCGCACAUCGACGCCAUCCUGAAUGGAUUGGAUAGAUACAACCCAGAGACAACAGCUGUGUUUCAAGACUAUGUUGUGCAGCAGUGUGAAGAUCGAACAUUUGACUGCUACGCGAAUCUGGCAUUGUUGAAACUACUGCUAAGUCCCACAUUUAAUAGUUACCAAUUCAAUCCGCCCCUCCUCAACGCCGAAACAGUCACCAAUAUCCUCGCCAAAGCCCUCACCGUCUUCCCCUCUCCUGCUUUCUCCCUUUCCCUUGCCCUCCUCCCCGCCUAUACCCAACCCUACGCUACCUCCCCCACACAAGCCACCACCGCCAACCUUCCAAUGCAAACCGCCGACUUCGUCGAGGCUGUGCAAAAACUCACCCACCUCUCAACGCUCCUCGAAUCUGCGCAAUACACCGCCUUUUGGUCCACCCUCAACUCCGACGACCUCUACGCUGAUCUCACUGCCGACGUUGCCGGUUUCGAGGAAUUGAUCCGCAUCCGGAUCGCAGUGGAGGUUGGCAAGGCGUUCCGCGAGAUUGGCGCGGAUGUAUUGAUGGGAUGGUUGGAUAUGCGCGGCAUGGAAACGCUGGAGAAAUUUGUGGUUGACGUUUGUGGGUGGGAGGUUGACAAGAGUAAGGCGGAGGGUGAGAAUGGGGUUAUUGUUAGAGUUCCCCGGAAUAAGGAGAAUGAGGCCCGGGGAGAGGUAAAGGGGGAGAAGGUCGGUAUCGAGAUGUUUGGAAGAGUGGUGAGAAGGGGAUUUGAGCAGCCGGCUUGA